Molecule: messenger RNA, 1167 nt
Organism: Miniopterus natalensis
Lineage: Eukaryota; Metazoa; Chordata; Mammalia; Chiroptera; Miniopteridae
Gene: GNAT3
Product: G protein subunit alpha transducin 3
Biological process (GO): detection of light stimulus involved in visual perception; adenylate cyclase-modulating G protein-coupled receptor signaling pathway; sensory perception of sweet taste
Cellular component (GO): cytoplasm; heterotrimeric G-protein complex
Molecular function (GO): GTPase activity; G protein-coupled receptor binding; G-protein beta/gamma-subunit complex binding
Source: RefSeq, a predicted model, not a curated record
UUGCAUCCUACACUCAAACCAGAGCUGCGCUCAACAUCUGAAAAAGUUUGAGCAAAUAAACCGACACGAUGGGAAGCGGGAUUAGUUCAGAGAGUAAGGAAUCAGCCAAAAGAUCAAAAGAACUGGAGAAAAAGCUUCAGGCAGAUGCUGAGCGAGAUGCAAGAACUGUAAAGUUGCUGUUAUUAGGAGCAGGAGAAUCUGGAAAAAGUACUAUUGUUAAACAAAUGAAGAUUAUCCAUAAGAAUGGUUACAGUGAGCAAGAAUGCAUGGAGUUCAAAGCAGUAAUUUACAGUAAUACAUUGCAGUCUAUCCUAACUAUUGUGAAAGCCAUGACUACCCUUGGGAUUGAUUAUGAAAAUCCUGGAAGUGCAGAAGACCAAGGACAACUUUAUGCAAUGGCAAAUACCCUAGAAGAUGGGGCAAUGACGCCUGAACUGGCUGAGGUAAUAAAACGACUGUGGAGAGACCCGGGAAUUCAGGCCUGCUUUGAAAGGUCAUCUGAGUACCAGCUCAGCGACUCAGCAGCUUACUACCUUAAUGAUUUGGACAGAAUAACAGCUCCUGCAUAUGUCCCAAAUGAGCAAGAUGUUCUACAUACUCGAGUGAAAACAACUGGAAUCAUUGAAACUCAAUUCUCCUUCAAAGACCUGCAUUUCAGAAUGUUCGAUGUAGGUGGACAGAGAUCUGAGAGAAAGAAAUGGAUUCACUGCUUUGAAGGAGUGACAUGCAUUAUAUUCUGUGCAGCACUCAGUGCCUAUGACAUGGUUCUGGUAGAAGAUGAAGAAGUGAACAGAAUGCAUGAAAGCCUUCACCUGUUCAACAGUAUCUGUAAUCACAAGUACUUUGCAACCACUUCCAUCGUCCUGUUUCUCAAUAAAAAAGAUCUCUUUCAAGAAAAAGUAACCAAAGUGCAUCUUAGCAUCUGCUUUCCAGAGUACACUGGGCCAAAUACAUUUGAAGAUGCAGGGAACUACAUCAAGAACCAGUUUCUAGACCUAAAUUUGAGAAAAGAAGAUAAGGAAAUUUAUUCCCACAUGACCUGUGCUACAGAUACCCAAAAUGUCAAGUUCGUGUUUGAUGCAGUUACAGAUAUAAUAAUCAAAGAGAAUCUGAAAGAUUGUGGACUUUUCUAAUCAAUUUUUUUUCUUCCAUUGUUGCUCAUGUAUG